This is a messenger RNA of Dentiscutata erythropus, 722 nucleotides long. The record is from the annotation of a GenBank genome assembly. NCBI's taxonomy places the organism in Eukaryota, Fungi, Glomeromycota, Glomeromycetes, Diversisporales, Gigasporaceae.
AUUCAAUAUUCAAUUAAUGGUCAUGGUGGUGCUUCUAUUAUUCAGAAUUGUCCAUUUUUUGGAGACAUUUCUAACUCAUUUCUAACGUUUCCUAAUAAUAACGACUUGGAAGAUAAUAAUUUUCCAUUUUCCUUACCUAGUUCUGGAUUCUUUAAUGAUAAUUCUGGCGAUAUGAAUCUUAUAUCAUCUUUUGGAUAUGAAAAUAACAAUCUAGUUAAUACAAGUCUCUUUUCGGCAUUUUCUGAAUUCAACAAUGAUCGCUCACCAUUUGUUAUACACAGAAAUAAUGCCUCUUUUAAUGACCAUAACAGAGAUUUAGUUGAUAGUGAUAUAAGCUUUUCUGAGGAUAACUGUAAUGAUAAUUCCGAUAACUUAAACAUUUCCAGAUAUCAACAUAACCUUUAUGUAAAUGCCUAUUUUGACAAUUGGCUAUCUGUUGAUAGCUUUAUACAUAAUUAUUGUUUAGAACGAGGUUUUGGGUAUCAAAUUUUCUGUAAUUAUAAAGAUCCAAAUGAUCCUAUAAAGAUAUUUUCUGAAUGUGAAUAUUAUAUGACCAAAAAAUUGUAUGCUAAUCGAAUUAGUUGGGCAAAAGCUUAUGCACCACUUCAAUUCAACGCUGGUAUUCAGAGUACGCAAAGCGUCGAAUCAUUUAAUGUUAUUAUUAAAAAGUCUCUGAAUAAUACUAGCACACUUUGCGAAGUUGAGGAGGCAAUUAAUAAAAG